This is a messenger RNA of Hydatigera taeniaeformis, 1083 nucleotides long. The record is from the annotation of a GenBank genome assembly. Lineage: Eukaryota; Metazoa; Platyhelminthes; Cestoda; Cyclophyllidea; Taeniidae.
GAUCACCUACUUACAACUACUGAUUCGCACAAAUCAGUGGAUGCUCUUCACUUCUCCCUCUUCUUCUGGCUCCGUCAGCAUCCACAUCUGCCACCCGACAUACCAGGCGAUGCUCUGAUUGAAGUGCUAUUCUACGGUAAAAACAUUUUCGACGGCGAAUUCUCCACUUUUACAAUCACCAAAAGAGGUACAGCCGUAAGUGUUUACCUGAAGAAGCUCUCUAACCAACCGUCGGCCUCGUGGACAUUUACGUCAAGUUCGCAUAUUGUGGAGGAGGAGUGGAGCCUUAUGACAGUAAACUACCACUGGGAUGGAAAAGAACAAGACGUGGGAAUAUUUCUCGGUAGAGAUGAGCUUGAAAAGGUUUCAUCAGGACCGAUUUCACCUGUUCCUCCGACGUUUGCUGACGAAUCACCGAAUGGACGAUCACUCGCUAUCGUUGGAGCUGCGUGGUCGACUUCGGAUCCAAAGAAGUUUUCACAUCAUUUCAGGGGGCAGAUUGCAGACAUGAGCUUAUUCUAUGGAGCUGAAUUGAAACCGACCGCGAUUGAGUGCCUCAUAGACUGCAAACCUCGCCUCACGUUGAAUCAGGAGGUAUUUCACCUCCUUGCACCCUCCACCAAGAUUACCUGGGAGUUGCCUCUGCAUGGCAUUCGAGUGAGCAGUUUGCAGGCGUUGCAGAUAAGCAAGGUCCUGCAACAAUUGAAGGUGGUGAAUCUGGAUGUUGUUCCCUCGGUGACGUUACGUCUGACAAGUUAUGUCCAAUGUUUAGAGACCAAUACAACAUCCUCGCUUCCCGAGGUGAACGUCACUCUCAUUGACACUGCAGUACGGAGGGAUUUGGAUCCGCCUCAGGACGACCUUGGAGGACUCACUCCAGAGAGUGCAGAAGAUCCAUGUGGCUACCGAUUGAGACUGCAAAGCACUUCGCUGCAGGCAUUGGAAGGCACUGAUAGAGCAAUUAGCGUAUCCGAGGCUAAAAGGGGCCAAUACCUCAUUCCUGACGCAAAUCUCACCUGGGAGGCCUCCGAUCCCAGGUGCUUGGAGGAGUUGGAGCAUUUGGGUGUAAACGGUGAGAUUUGA